CGCGCACUCUGCUGCUCGUUCUUUGUCCUCCAUUGCAGCUGGUGUUCACAGCUCCGCCGCACCGCGCAGGCCCGAAGUAGCGCAGCCGCUCUGAGUGUGUUUGAGUGAAACUGUAUCGGGUGAUGGAAGACCAUACGGUGCAUCAGACGGAGCAUAUGACCACUAUCGAGGCCCACGCCGUCUCUCAGCAGGUCGGGCAGGUGCACGUCGCCACAUACACAGAGCAUGGCAUGCUGAGCGCCGACGAGGAUUCGCCCUCCUCGCCUGACGAUGAUGCUUAUGAUGACUCCGACAUCCUCAAUUCAACUGGAACAGAUGAAGUCACCGCACAUCUGGCUGCUGCUGGGCCUGUUGGCAUGGCAGCAGCUGCCGCUGUGGCAACAGGAAAGAAGCGUAAAAGGCCUCACAUCUUUGAAUCAAAUCCUUCAAUCCGUAAAAGACAACAGACGCGCCUGCUUAGGAAGCUGAGAGCAACUCUAGACGAAUACACAACACGGGUAGGCCAGCAGGCUAUUGUUUUAUGCAUAUCUCCCUCUAAACCAAAUCCUGUGUUUAGAGUAUUUGGAGCGGCACCACUGGAGAAUGUGGUGAGGAAAUACAAGAGCAUGAUUCUGGAGGAUCUGGAAAACGCUCUGGCUGAACACGCACCCCCUGGUGGAGGAGAACUCAGCUCUGAACUUCCUCCGCUGACUAUUGAUGGGAUACCAGUGUCUGUGGACAAGAUGACACAGGCCCAGCUCCGAGCGUUCAUUCCAGAAAUGCUGAAGUAUUCCACAGGCCGAGGGAAGCCCGGCUGGGGGAAAGAGAGUUGCAAGCCCAUCUGGUGGCCAGAGGACAUUCCCUGGGCCAACGUGCGCAGUGACGUCCGAACAGAGGAGCAGAAACAGAGGGUGUCAUGGACGCAGGCCCUGAGGACUAUCGUUAAAAACUGCUAUAAGCAGCAUGGGAGAGAAGACCUGCUCUAUGCCUUUGAGGACCAGGUCACCACACAAGUUGCCACAACAGCCACACACAGCAUUGCGCACCUGGUGCCGUCACAGACGGUAGUGCAGACGAUCAGUAAUCCUGAUGGAACAGUCUCACUUAUACAGGUUGGCACUGGAGCUACAGUAGCGACACUGGCAGAUGCGUCAGAAUUGCCUGGCACAGUGACAGUAGCCCAGGUGAACUACUCCACAGUGACGGAUGGAGAGGUGGAGCAGAAUUGGGCCACACUUCAGGGAGGCGAGAUGACCAUCCAAACCACACAAGCGUCAGAGGCCACGCAGGCUGUGGCCUCUUUAGCCGAAGCUGCAGUUGCAGCUUCGCAAGAGAUGCAAACCGGGGCAACUGUAACCAUGGCCCUCAACAGGUACUCCUUGGAGGGAGCACUGAAGUUUGGUGAAGCAGCAGCUCACGCAGUAGCGACAUUAGCAGAAGCGACUCUUCAAGGCGGAGGACAGAUCGUGUUAGCAGGAGAAACGGCUGCUGCAGUCGGAGCGUUAACUGGAGUUCCGGAUGGCAGUGGUCUCGUCCAAAUUCCAGUCAGCAUGUAUCAGACUGUGGUCACCAGUUUGGCCCAGGGCAAUCGGCCCGUUCAGGUGGCAAUGGCUCCCGUAACGACUCGAAUCGACAACACGAUGACUCUUGACGGGCAGGCGGUGGAAGUGGUGACCCUGGAACAGUGACAUACUCUACCCCUGCAGGUGUGCGGGACAGGAACUUCAGCGCCUAUGUGAAGUAGCUGCUGGAAUAUGGUGUAAAGAAUAAUAUUUGAGCCUGUUCUCAUGUCUGCAGGGGUGUGUAGGGGUUGUCUCGUUAUUGUUAUUCAUUUUCAUUUUGUUUGUUUUUUUACGCUGUACCCCCAAUUUGUUGUCUUAUUUUCAUCAUAGUGUUAAAUUCAUUAACGUUAGUUUCGUUUCUCUUUUUUUUUUUUAGCUGGUGUUUGACAAAUGUAAUGCAGAGGAUACUUAGAAUUACCAAUUAUUUCUUUCUGUACGAUUACAAGAAAAGAAAAACCUCAGUCCAAAUUUUCUGCCUUCAAAACUGGCGCAAUUUGUUCAUUUCUCCCCCGUGUAUAUGGCAUUAUGUUGGUCAUUCUUAAUGCGUUUUCUCCUCAGUUUUUAUGUACAUAUUAUAUAUAUUGUGAACCAUCUUGUGCCAUAUUUGAAUAAUUUCAUUAAUAUAUUGUGUAUAUUGCAUUACAAUUUUAGUGUUAGAUCCCAUUGACUACUGAGAUAUGCAUGGUUUUUUUUUUUUUUUUUGUAAGUCUGUACAAUGUAGUUUUCUUUGUAUGCAUUUCACAUAAUUCCCAUUGUAAAAAAAAAAAUUGUAUGAUCUCGAAUGAUGUGGUAUAUCGAAUGAGACCACCGUUUCCUGCCGGUACAGAUUUGAACUUUCAGAACUCUCAGUGCUAUCUAUAGACUAUUCACUAAAUUGUACUAUUAAUCGAUUGCUAUAAAUGUCAGUAUGACAAGGAUGAAGAUGUAGCACUCCAUAUCGUUCAGCUUUUAUACUUCAGAAAACAGAGAGCUUUACAUAUUCAUGGUAUGUCCGCAUUUUGGAAACUGAUCCUGUUAUGAAACUGCUAGGGAAAAUGUUUUAUUUAUUUUUUAUUUAUUUUGGUUUGUUUAGAUGUGCGCUCAUAUCUUUUGAAUAAGACACAUGGGAAAAGGUUUAGAUAUGAUGUAGGAUGUAUUCGAAUUCUAAUGUUAUCGCAAAGUGAAAUACCCAUAAAUUCAUAUCUCUUUCUUUAUCUCCCAAGCUCUUGUAUUGUUUCUACAGUGCAAUUUUGGAUGUUUUGUUACUGUUUCUUCCACCCGUGAUCCACUCUGUCGAGUUUCCAGCUCCUUCAUCGGUUCGAAUUUUUAUAGCUCACACAAAUGAGAGGCUUUUUAUGUGAAAUUUGUAAAAUAUAUACGGUUUGAUGAAACCAAACCCUCCCGUGUUGCUGGUGCAAAAUGAUGGUGACAUUGGCAAACUUUGUCUUUCCCUUUUUAUCCAGUCUUGGAAAUAAAAUGGCCACUAUUCAGAA
Molecule: messenger RNA, 3013 nt
Organism: Danio rerio (zebrafish)
Lineage: Eukaryota; Metazoa; Chordata; Actinopteri; Cypriniformes; Danionidae
Gene: nrf1
Product: nuclear respiratory factor 1
Biological process (GO): regulation of transcription by RNA polymerase II
Cellular component (GO): nucleus
Molecular function (GO): DNA-binding transcription factor activity
Source: RefSeq, marked validated